AUGGCUUCACCAGAGUCCAUGCGAUCUAUAGAUAGCCUAUCCACUGAGGAGGUCAUUCAGUUUAUAGUGGGCUUGCACGCCGACUACUUCCGAGUGGAGGGAGAUUAUGCAGCCUUCAUCCAGACACAUCUCAUGUCGCCUCUAACUGGUGCUCAUAGAGGAGAGGAGACGAGUGCUCCUGCUGCGAGAGAGAGGCCUAGAGUGACCCCAGCGAGUAGGGCUCGUGGUAGAGGGGCUUCUCGAGCAAGGCAGAGGACUGAUUGGCCAGAGCUUCCGACUGCACUGACUUGCUGCGGCAGCUGCAGCACCUGUACCGGCAGUACCUCCUCCAACGGCAGGAAGGAAAAAAGACAAGCUCCGGCACACGGCCAAGGCAGAGCUAGGGACAUCCGAGCUGAGAGCGGUCCUUCAAAGUCCAUUCUGAGUGAUGAUGAUGCUAAGGCGAGUGACUCUGAGGAGGCAGCGAGUCAGCAUUUAGAGUCAUCUAAGGGCGGAGAUGGUGAAGCCGGUUCGGGUUCUGAGAGUGGAGGUGACAAUGCCGAGGAGGGCUAUGGAGCAGAGAGUGGAGAUGACGCCUGCUCGGGUUCUGGUUCAGAUUCAGAUAGCGGUGCUAACGGAGACAGUGCCCCUAUAUUUGUAUUCUAA
Messenger RNA from Camellia sinensis, 645 nucleotides. NCBI's taxonomy places the organism in Eukaryota, Viridiplantae, Streptophyta, Magnoliopsida, Ericales, Theaceae. The record is from RefSeq and is a predicted model, not a curated record.